UCUCUUUUGUUGCUUUCGAAUAGAACGUUUUCUGAUAUUUCUUCUACCAAGUUUGGUUUCCAUUCCACAGAACUCGCUUCUUUUGUGUACGUAAGAACACCCGUAUAUGAGCUCCUAUCCAGGUCAAACAAAAGACGGUCGAAAACUUUAGUGAAGAAACCCAGGACAAAAAAUUUAUACACAAAUCACGGAUACAAGCGAAACGCUCAAGUCCGGAGCACGAAACUCGAGACCAAACCCGCGAUUACGAAAACCCUCGUUUCUGACGUCAGGAAUUCGUCGCCGAAGUCGCCAUUGGUGGAGAAUGCGACGCAGACGAACUCGUGGAGUUUGAAACUCGUGACCCUGACGAGCUCCUGCGAAGACCAAGGAGGCGGCACCGUCGAAGACAGCGAGGAGACGGAGAGUGCAGACGAUUGCAAGAGCGACACCUUGAACGACGCGAGCAUGAUCACGGAAGAGGUGGCUUCGGAGGUGCUGAAGAGACGGAAGAGUACUGCACAAGAGACUGUUGUCAGUUCUGCUGAGAAGCAGUCUCAGAGGAAUCUUGGAACUGCUGCGUCAUCGAGGAGAGGUUCGACAGUUGGUAAAGAAUCCGAGAAAGAAUCUUUUUCUGAAGAAAGAAUCUCUAAACAUACUGACUGCAGAGAACGAUCAGACGUAUGUUCAACAAGGAAAGAAUCAAAAGAAGCUUCUUCGAGGAGUAGAAAAUCAAAAGAUGCUUCUCUGAAAGGAAAAACUCUAAAAAGUUGUGCUUCGGAUGACAAGAAAUCGGAAAAUUUCUCCAGGAAAAGUUCCAAAAGUUUGGCCUUGAAGCAUUCUGAGAGAAAUACCAGCAUGAAAAAGUCAACCACGGCGAAACUGACCGGCGAUGGAUCUUCCAAGGAAAAUCCAGUAGGCACUGAAGACACAAAAGUGAAUGCGAAGCCAGUUAAGUUGCGAUUACUUGCCAACAAACUAUCAGCGUCAAAAAAGUUUGCCCAAGUCAAAAAGUCCAAGAGCGACCAGGAACUUCCCGCGGAUGCAGCCAAUUCAAAACCAGCAGGUGACAAAGACGAAGAUCAAAACGAUGAACAGGCCACUAACAUCCAAGAAGAUGUUUCGACAGCGAAUCCCGUAGAUGUUCCGAUUCUGCCUGCAGAAGCUCCAUCCUGUCCACCAGAAGAUUCGAAGGAGGAAGGGACGAGGACACGAAAGGACUCGUCCAGGGAGACAGUGUCCACGACGAGCAACGAAAAGGAGACGACCCUCCUUCCGGCAACUUCGGUGUCCACCUCUUCCGGUGCCGAAGGCCUGGAUGACAGCGAGGGGUCAAGCUUCAAGGAAAACGACAACCUGUCUCCUGAGUACAGCAGCCAUUGGACCACGUCCACCGAGACCUCCGAAGUCGAGGUGGACGAAAAUUUCAGGCGAAGAUUCAUUGCCUACAAGAUGUCCUUGCUAAAUGAUGACGAUGGUGUCGACGCUUCGUCUGAAGACGAAACUUCCAUCAGGGGACAGCCCUCGGAGGGGUCUUCCGGGGUGGAAGAUUCAGCCGCCGAUUUUGCGGAAGAACUCGUGGAGCUGGUGUGCAGGAACGACGCGGGAAAACUGAGAGAAUUCCGAGCGGAGGAAAAAGAACGUCUACUGAGAGUGGUUGAUCGACACGGAUGGAACUUGCUGCACAUGGCGGCGGCUAAAGGCUCAGAAAACGUAGUCGAGGUCCUUCUGGAGCUGGGAAUGCCUUUAGAGGAAAGAACCGAUGACGACUUGAGUGCCCUGCAACUCGCCAUCAAAAACAAUCGGGUCGGCUGCUGCAAAGUCCUCUUGGGUCACGGGGCUUCGGUUCGCGCGGAAGACGAACCACCUGCCGGACCCCUGGACCGAUUCCUCCGGAAGUACCGGGAGAACCUCUCGACCGUCUUCAGGCUGGCGGAAGUCUUUGAUCGCAUCGGAGGAAAGAAGUCCUCCAAAGCGGUUCCUGCCGAUGUCCUGAAGAUAUUAGUCAGCAUGACUCUGGCAGAGGAGGAGGAAAGCCAAGCAAGCUUCUAAGGGUUUUCUAAGCACGAAAAGAUCCGUUCAAAUAGACGAAAGGC
Uloborus diversus is the source of this 2075-nucleotide messenger RNA. RefSeq lists its product as uncharacterized. Gene Ontology annotation, biological process: protein localization to ciliary inversin compartment. Bases 448 to 2031 code for a protein of 527 amino acids. The record is from RefSeq and is a predicted model, not a curated record. Gene Ontology annotation, cellular component: ciliary inversin compartment. The transcript has 8 exons. Lineage: Eukaryota; Metazoa; Arthropoda; Arachnida; Araneae; Uloboridae. Gene Ontology annotation, molecular function: protein binding.